AUGGGCAGCCCCCAGCCAAUAAGGUGUCGGUCCGCCAACGUCUGUUGCUCCAGAGGGUGCCUGGAGCUAAAUGUUAGCCAAACAUGGAAAGCAGACGGAAACCUAGAAACGGCCAUUAUCAACCGAGAGCUGAGAAGGCUUAACAUUGACAUUGCUGCCUUACAGGAAACCAGACUCCCAUCAAACGGUAGCCUAAGAGAGGAGGAUUAUACAUUCUUCUGGCAAGGAAACGAACCAGAGGAAUCACGUAUACACGGUGUAGGAUUCGCAGUGAGAAACUCUCUACUUUCAUCAGUGGAACCGCCUCAAAAGGGUACACCCAGAACCCUGUCUCUUCGCCUCUCCACCUCCUCCGGGCAUGUCAACAUUCUGAGCAUCUAUGCUCCCACACUCAGCUCCACAGUGGAGACAAAGGAUACGUUCUAUGAGGCGCUUGAGACUACCAUCAGUGAGAUCCCAACCACAGAACAAGUAUAUCUGCUUGGGGAUUUUAACGCAAGAGUGGAAACUGACCAAGAAGCUUGGCCUCGCAACAUCGGCCACUUUUACGUGGGGAAACUAAGUGAUAACGGUCAGCGACUUCUUGAGAUAUGCUUCUACCACGACCUGUGCAUAACCAACACAUUCUUUGCCACAAAGCCCCAACACAGAGUCUCAUGGCGUCAUCCUAGAUCAAACCAUUGGCACCAACUGGACCUUGUGAUCACCAGAAGACGCUCACUGAACUGUGUCCUGACAACCCGCAGCUACCACAGUGCGGACUGCGAUACCGACCACUAA
This is a messenger RNA of Saccostrea cuccullata (small rock oyster), 780 nucleotides long. RefSeq names its product craniofacial development protein 2-like. Bases 1 to 780 code for a protein of 259 amino acids. The transcript is spliced from 2 exons. Gene Ontology annotation, biological process: chromatin remodeling. Gene Ontology annotation, molecular function: catalytic activity. Gene Ontology annotation, cellular component: nucleus. NCBI's taxonomy places the organism in Eukaryota, Metazoa, Mollusca, Bivalvia, Ostreida, Ostreidae. The record is from RefSeq and is a predicted model, not a curated record.